CCCCCCGUCUCUCCGCCUUCCCUGCCACCCCGCCAGAGGAACGCGGAGGAGGAGCUCCGUGCGGGCUGUCUGCACAGCGGUCUAGUGGCAAAAACCAUUAGACUGAAGAAAGGGUCAUCGGGACUUGGCUUCAGUUUGACGAGCCGGGAGCAACACCAACGUAAAAACAACUACCCUGUCUUCAUCAAGAAGAUUCUCCCUGGGGGUUCAGCUCUUCUAGAUGGGAAACUGAAGCCGGGUGAUCAGCUUCUAAUGGUUGACGACAAGGAUGUUUCCUCUCUGGGCCAGGCACAAACCGUGGCGUUGCUGCGCGAGAAGCCGGUUGGGAGUGUCGUCAGUCUUGUGGUUGCAAGUCCCGCCUGUCCGGACCCAAUGGAUGCUUCCCAGUCCCAGUCUCACUCCUCCAACUCCGAACCUCUCAGCCCAAAGGCCUCCUCCGCUAGCUCGGUUAGUGCUUUCAACAUCAAAAGCACCUCAUGA
Molecule: messenger RNA, 480 nt
Organism: Dibothriocephalus latus
Lineage: Eukaryota; Metazoa; Platyhelminthes; Cestoda; Diphyllobothriidea; Diphyllobothriidae
Source: the annotation of a GenBank genome assembly